Messenger RNA from Geosmithia morbida, 1059 nucleotides. RefSeq names its product Glycosyl hydrolase family 61. The record is from RefSeq and is a predicted model, not a curated record. NCBI's taxonomy places the organism in Eukaryota, Fungi, Ascomycota, Sordariomycetes, Hypocreales, Bionectriaceae. Bases 1 to 1059 code for a protein of 352 amino acids. The transcript is spliced from 2 exons.
AUGCUAUUUCCCGUACUUGGCAUGGCCUCCAUGGCGAGUGCUCAUACCCUCUUCACCACACUCUUCAUCAAUGGCGAGAACCAAGGUGAUGGGACGUGCGUUCGUCUGCCAGAGGACCCUCAGACGGCGACGUACCCCAUCUAUCCGCUCCAAGGCGAGGAGAUGGCUUGCGGCUACGACGGCGAAGAGGCAGUGCCGUAUACCUGCUCAUCCCCCUCGGGAGCGCGCCUGACCUUCGAAUUCCGCACGUGGCCCGACUACGAGAACCCCGGCAGCAUCGACGACGGUCACAAGGGCCCCUGCUCCGUGUACAUGAAGAAGAUGGACGACAUGGACUCGGACUCUGCCAGCGGCCCGGGGUGGUUCAAGGUCUGGGAGGACGGCUUCAGGGACGACGAGUGGUGCGUUGACCGGCUCGUGGCCAGCGGGGGCAUGCUGUCGAUCGACCUGCCAGCCGGCCUGGAGCCGGGAUACUACCUCGUGCGCCCGGAGCUGCUGGCCCUGCACCAGGCGUACCGCGGCGACCCGCAGUUCUACGCCGGAUGCGCGCAGAUCUUCGUCACCGACGGUCCGGACGGUGGCGGUCCGGGCGCGGACGAGACCGUCAGCAUACCCGGGUACGUGAGUGCCCAGGACCCCGGCUUGUCGUUCAACCUGUACGAGGGGGACGCGACGAGAUACGAGAUGCCCGGUCCGGCCGUGUACGGCUCCGGCGCCGGUGCCCGUGCCGCCGCCGCCGGUGGCGGUGGUGUUGCGUUGAAGCAGAAGGAGGGCGCGGUGCCGGGCGAUUGUCUGGUCAAGAAUGCCAACUGGUGCGCCAGACCGGUGCCGGAGUACGAUGACGAGGACUCAUGCUGGGAUGCCGCCGACGACUGCUGGGCGCAGAGCAAGGCGUGCUGGAGCACGUCGCCCGUCACGGGAUCCAGGAACUGCGGUGUCUGGGCCGAUUACUGCGCUGAGACGAACGACCGGUGUGAGUCCGGGGGCCGGGAGAGGCUGGCGUUUGGCGGGAAGGAGUGGCAGGCCCCGCUGCCGGCUGCUAUACCUAAGCCGUGGUGA